AUGGCCAAGACCGCGGUGAACCAAGACGCCCCAACCAAAUCGCCAUGGCCCGUCCGGAAGCCCGACACAAUGAGCCGUCCCCUUGAUAAUAUCCUGCAUAGACCUGAAAAGUUCGAUGCAACAACUGAAAGCAGGGCUAUGUAUGCGAGCUCCAGUGUCCCGAGAACUCAAAUAAUACGGCCAAGAGAUCAGAUGAACUGGCCAACUGGAAAUUCUCAUGUGGGAACAAUAACUGGAACGACGUAUCAAGGAGGUACUGGAGAGAGGUAUGCUGCUACAAGACCAAAAGAUGGGAUUGAUCGUCCGACUGAUUCACUUGACUCCACCACAAUCAAUCGGUCAACGUAUCAAGGAGGUACUGGAGAGAGGUAUGCUGCUGCAAGACCAAAAGAUGGGAUUGAUCGUCCGACUGAUUCACUUGACUCCACCACAAUCAAUCGGUCAACGUAUCAAGGAGGUACUGGAGAGAGGUAUGCUGCUACAAGACCAAAAGAUGGGAUUGAUCGUCCGACUGAUUCACUUGACUCCACCACAAUCAAUCGGUCAACGUAUCAAGGAGGUACUGGAGAGAGGUAUGCUGCUACAAGACCGAAGGAUACGAUUGAUCGCCCGACUGAUUCACUUGACUCCACCACCAUCAAUCGGUCAACGUAUCAAGGAGGUACUGGAGAGAGGUAUGCUGCUGCAAGACCAAAAGAUGGGAUUGAUCGUCCGACUGAUUCACUUGACUCCACCACAAUCAAUCGGUCAACGUAUCAAGGAGGUACUGGAGAGAGGUAUGCUGCUACAAGACCGAAGGAUACGAUUGAUCGUCCGACUGAUUCACUUGACUCCACCACAAUCAAUCGGUCAACGUAUCAAGGAGGUACUGGAGAGAGGUAUGCUGCUGCAAGACCAAAAGAUGGGAUUGAUCGUCCGACUGAUUCACUUGACUCCACCACAAUCAAUCGGUCAACGUAUCAAGGAGGUACUGGAGAGAGGUAUGCUGCUACAAGACCGAAGGAUACGAUUGAUCGCCCGACUGAUUCACUUGACUCCACCACCAUCAAUCGGUCAACGUAUCAAGGAGGUACUGGAGAGAGGUAUGCUGCUGCAAGACCAAAAGAUGGGAUUGAUCGUCCGACUGAUUCACUUGACUCCACCACAAUCAAUCGGUCAACGUAUCAAGGAGGUACUGGAGAGAGGUAUGCUGCUACAAGACCGAAGGAUACGAUUGAUCGUCCGACUGAUUCACUUGACUCCACCACAAUCAAUCGGUCAACGUAUCAAGGAGGUACUGGAGAGAGGUAUGCUGCUACAAGACCAAAAGAUGGGAUUGAUCGUCCGACUGAUUCACUUGACUCCACCACAAUCAAUCGCUCAACGUAUCAAGGAGGUACUGGAGAGAGGUAUGCUGCUACAAGACCGAAGGAUACGAUUGAUCGUCCGACUGAUUCACUUGACUCCACCACAAUCAAUCGGUCAACGUAUCAAGGAGGUACUGGAGAGAGGUAUGCUGCUACAAGACCGAAGGAUACGAUUGAUCGCCCGACUGAUUCACUUGACUCCACCACAAUCAAUCGGUCAACGUAUCAAGGAGGUACUGGAGAGAGGUAUGCUGCUGCAAGACCGAAGGAUACGAUUGAUCGUCCGACUGAUUCACUUGACUCCACCACAAUCAAUCGGUCAACGUAUCAAGGAGGUACUGGAGAGAGGUAUGCUGCUGCAAGACCAAAAGAUGGGAUUGAUCGUCCGACUGAUUCACUUGACUCCACCACAAUCAAUCGGUCAACGUAUCAAGGAGGUACUGGAGAGAGGUAUGCUGCUGCAAGACCAAAAGAUGGGAUUGAUCGUCCGACUGAUUCACUUGACUCCACCACAAUCAAUCGGUCAACGUAUCAAGGAGGUACUGGAGAGAGGUAUGCUGCUACAAGACCAAAAGAUGGGAUUGAUCGUCCGACUGAUUCACUUGACUCCACCACCAUCAAUCGGUCAACGUAUCAAGGAGGUACUGGAGAGAGGUAUGCUGCUACAAGACCAAAAGAUGGGAUUGAUCGUCCGACUGAUUCACUUGAUUCCACCACAAUCAAUCGGUCAACGUAUCAAGGAGGUACUGGAGAGAGGUAUGCUGCUGCAAGACCAAAAGAUGGGAUUGAUCGUCCGACUGAUUCACUUGACUCCACCACAAUCAAUCGGUCAACGUAUCAAGGAGGUACUGGAGAGAGGUAUGCUGCUACAAGACCAAAAGAUGGGAUUGAUCGUCCGACUGAUUCACUUGACUCCACCACCAUCAAUCGGUCAACGUAUCAAGGAGGUACUGGAGAGAGGUAUGCUGCUGCAAGACCAAAAGAUGGGAUUGAUCGUCCGACUGAUUCACUUGACUCCACCACAAUCAAUCGGUCAACGUAUCAAGGAGGUACUGGAGAGAGGUAUGCUGCUACAAGACCGAAGGAUACGAUUGAUCGUCCGACUGAUUCACUUGACUCCACCACAAUCAAUCGGUCAACGUAUCAAGGAGGUACUGGAGAGAGGUAUGCUGCUGCAAGACCAAAAGAUGGGAUUGAUCGUCCGACUGAUUCACUUGACUCCACCACAAUCAAUCGGUCAACGUAUCAAGGAGGUACUGGAGAGAGGUAUGCUGCUGCAAGACCAAAAGAUGGGAUUGAUCGUCCGACUGAUUCACUUGACUCCACCACAAUCAAUCGGUCAACGUAUCAAGGAGGUACUGGAGAGAGGUAUGCUGCUACAAGACCAAAAGAUGGGAUUGAUCGUCCGACUGAUUCACUUGACUCCACCACCAUCAAUCGGUCAACGUAUCAAGGAGGUACUGGAGAGAGGUAUGCUGCUACAAGACCAAAAGAUGGGAUUGAUCGUCCGACUGAUUCACUUGAUUCCACCACAAUCAAUCGGUCAACGUAUCAAGGAGGUACUGGAGAGAGGUAUGCUGCUACAAGACCAAAAGAUGGGAUUGAUCGUCCGACUGAUUCACUUGACUCCACCACAAUCAAUCGGUCAACGUAUCAAGGAGGUACUGGAGAGAGGUAUGCUGCUACAAGACCGAAGGAUACGAUUGAUCGUCCGACUGAUUCACUUGACUCCACCACAAUCAAUCGGUCAACGUAUCAAGGAGGUACUGGAGAGAGGUAUGCUGCUACAAGACCAAAAGAUGGGAUUGAUCGUCCGACUGAUUCACUUGACUCCACCACAAUCAAUCGGUCAACGUAUCAAGGAGGUACUGGAGAGAGGUAUGCUGCUACAAGACCGAAGGAUACGAUUGAUCGUCCGACUGAUUCACUUGACUCCACCACAAUCAAUCGGUCAACGUAUCAAGGAGGUACUGGAGAGAGGUAUGCUGCUGCAAGACCAAAAGAUGGGAUUGAUCGUCCGACUGAUUCACUUGACUCCACCACAAUCAAUCGGUCAACGUAUCAAGGAGGUACUGGAGAGAGGUAUGCUGCUACAAGACCGAAGGAUACGAUUGAUCGUCCGACUGAUUCACUUGACUCCACCACCAUCAAUCGGUCAACGUAUCAAGGAGGUACUGGAGAGAGGUAUGCUGCUGCAAGACCAAAAGAUGGGAUUGAUCGUCCGACUGAUUCACUUGACUCCACCACAAUCAAUCGGUCAACGUAUCAAGGAGGUACUGGAGAGAGGUAUGCUGCUACAAGACCAAAAGAUGGGAUUGAUCGUCCGACUGAUUCACUUGACUCCACCACAAUCAAUCGGUCAACGUAUCAAGGAGGUACUGGAGAGAGGUAUGCUGCUACAAGACCGAAGGAUACGAUUGAUCGUCCGACUGAUUCACUUGACUCCACCACAAUCAAUCGGUCAACGUAUCAAGGAGGUACUGGAGAGAGGUAUGCUGCUACAAGACCAAAAGAUGGGAUUGAUCGUCCGACUGAUUCACUUGACUCCACCACAAUCAAUCGGUCAACGUAUCAAGGAGGUACUGGAGAGAGGUAUGCUGCUACAAGACCAAAAGAUGGGAUUGAUCGUCCGACUGAUUCACUUGACUCCACCACAAUCAAUCGGUCAACGUAUCAAGGAGGUACUGGAGAGAGGUAUGCUGCUACAAGACCGAAGGAUACGAUUGAUCGUCCGACUGAUUCACUUGACUCCACCACAAUCAAUCGGUCAACGUAUCAAGGAGGUACUGGAGAGAGGUAUGCUGCUACAAGACCGAAGGAUACGAUUGAUCGUCCGACUGAUUCACUUGACUCCACCACAAUCAAUCGGUCAACGUAUCAAGGAGGUACUGGAGAGAGGUAUGCUGCUACAAGACCAAAAGAUGGGAUUGAUCGUCCGACUGAUUCACUUGACUCCACCACAAUCAAUCGGUCAACGUAUCAAGGAGGUACUGGAGAGAGGUAUGCUGCUACAAGACCGAAGGAUACGAUUGAUCGUCCGACUGAUUCACUUGACUCCACCACAAUCAAUCGGUCAACGUAUCAAGGAGGUACUGGAGAGAGGUAUGCUGCUGCAAGACCAAAAGAUGGGAUUGAUCGUCCGACUGAUUCACUUGACUCCACCACAAUCAAUCGGUCAACGUAUCAAGGAGGUACUGGAGAGAGGUAUGCUGCUACAAGACCGAAGGAUACGAUUGAUCGUCCGACUGAUUCACUUGACUCCACCACCAUCAAUCGGUCAACGUAUCAAGGAGGUACUGGAGAGAGGUAUGCUGCUGCAAGACCAAAAGAUGGGAUUGAUCGUCCGACUGAUUCACUUGACUCCACCACAAUCAAUCGGUCAACGUAUCAAGGAGGUACUGGAGAGAGGUAUGCUGCUGCAAGACCAAAAGAUGGGAUUGAUCGUCCGACUGAUUCACUUGACUCCACCACAAUCAAUCGGUCAACGUAUCAAGGAGGUACUGGAGAGAGGUAUGCUGCUGCAAGACCGAAGGAUACGAUUGAUCGUCCGACUGAUUCACUUGACUCCACCACAAUCAAUCGGUCAACGUAUCAAGGAGGUACUGGAGAGAGGUAUGCUGCUGCAAGACCAAAAGAUGGGAUUGAUCGUCCGACUGAUUCACUUGACUCCACCACAAUCAAUCGGUCAACGUAUCAAGGAGGUACUGGAGAGAGGUAUGCUGCUGCAAGACCAAAAGAUGGGAUUGAUCGUCCGACUGAUUCACUUGACUCCACCACAAUCAAUCGGUCAACGUAUCAAGGAGGUACUGGAGAGAGGUAUGCUGCUACAAGACCAAAAGAUGGGAUUGAUCGUCCGACUGAUUCACUUGACUCCACCACCAUCAAUCGGUCAACGUAUCAAGGAGGUACUGGAGAGAGGUAUGCUGCUACAAGACCAAAAGAUGGGAUUGAUCGUCCGACUGAUUCACUUGAUUCCACCACAAUCAAUCGGUCAACGUAUCAAGGAGGUACUGGAGAGAGGUAUGCUGCUGCAAGACCAAAAGAUGGGAUUGAUCGUCCGACUGAUUCACUUGACUCCACCACAAUCAAUCGGUCAACGUAUCAAGGAGGUACUGGAGAGAGGUAUGCUGCUACAAGACCAAAAGAUGGGAUUGAUCGUCCGACUGAUUCACUUGACUCCACCACCAUCAAUCGGUCAACGUAUCAAGGAGGUACUGGAGAGAGGUAUGCUGCUGCAAGACCAAAAGAUGGGAUUGAUCGUCCGACUGAUUCACUUGACUCCACCACAAUCAAUCGGUCAACGUAUCAAGGAGGUACUGGAGAGAGGUAUGCUGCUACAAGACCGAAGGAUACGAUUGAUCGUCCGACUGAUUCACUUGACUCCACCACAAUCAAUCGGUCAACGUAUCAAGGAGGUACUGGAGAGAGGUAUGCUGCUGCAAGACCAAAAGAUGGGAUUGAUCGUCCGACUGAUUCACUUGACUCCACCACAAUCAAUCGGUCAACGUAUCAAGGAGGUACUGGAGAGAGGUAUGCUGCUGCAAGACCAAAAGAUGGGAUUGAUCGUCCGACUGAUUCACUUGACUCCACCACAAUCAAUCGGUCAACGUAUCAAGGAGGUACUGGAGAGAGGUAUGCUGCUACAAGACCAAAAGAUGGGAUUGAUCGUCCGACUGAUUCACUUGACUCCACCACCAUCAAUCGGUCAACGUAUCAAGGAGGUACUGGAGAGAGGUAUGCUGCUACAAGACCAAAAGAUGGGAUUGAUCGUCCGACUGAUUCACUUGAUUCCACCACAAUCAAUCGGUCAACGUAUCAAGGAGGUACUGGAGAGAGGUAUGCUGCUACAAGACCGAAGGAUACGAUUGAUCGUCCGACUGAUUCACUUGACUCCACCACAAUCAAUCGGUCAACGUAUCAAGGAGGUACUGGAGAGAGGUAUGCUGCUACAAGACCGAAGGAUACGAUUGAUCGUCCGACUGAUUCACUUGACUCCACCACAAUCAAUCGGUCAACGUAUCAAGGAGGUACUGGAGAGAGGUAUGCUGCUACAAGACCAAAAGAUGGGAUUGAUCGUCCGACUGAUUCACUUGACUCCACCACAAUCAAUCGGUCAACGUAUCAAGGAGGUACUGGAGAGAGGUAUGCUGCUACAAGACCGAAGGAUACGAUUGAUCGUCCGACUGAUUCACUUGACUCCACCACAAUCAAUCGGUCAACGUAUCAAGGAGGUACUGGAGAGAGGUAUGCUGCUACAAGACCGAAGGAUACGAUUGAUCGUCCGACUGAUUCACUUGACUCCACCACAAUCAAUCGGUCAACGUAUCAAGGAGGUACUGGAGAGAGGUAUGCUGCUGCAAGACCAAAAGAUGGGAUUGAUCGUCCGACUGAUUCACUUGACUCCACCACAAUCAAUCGGUCAACGUAUCAAGGAGGUACUGGAGAGAGGUAUGCUGCUACAAGACCAAAAGAUGGGAUUGAUCGUCCGACUGAUUCACUUGACUCCACCACCAUCAAUCGGUCAACGUAUCAAGGAGGUACUGGAGAGAGGUAUGCUGCUACAAGACCAAAAGAUGGGAUUGAUCGUCCGACUGAUUCACUUGAUUCCACCACAAUCAAUCGGUCAACGUAUCAAGGAGGUACUGGAGAGAGGUAUGCUGCUACAAGACCGAAGGAUACGAUUGAUCGUCCGACUGAUUCACUUGACUCCACCACAAUCAAUCGGUCAACGUAUCAAGGAGGUACUGGAGAGAGGUAUGCUGCUACAAGACCGAAGGAUACGAUUGAUCGUCCGACUGAUUCACUUGACUCCACCACAAUCAAUCGGUCAACGUAUCAAGGAGGUACUGGAGAGAGGUAUGCUGCUACAAGACCAAAAGAUGGGAUUGAUCGUCCGACUGAUUCACUUGACUCCACCACAAUCAAUCGGUCAACGUAUCAAGGAGGUACUGGAGAGAGGUAUGCUGCUACAAGACCGAAGGAUACGAUUGAUCGUCCGACUGAUUCACUUGACUCCACCACAAUCAAUCGGUCAACGUAUCAAGGAGGUACUGGAGAGAGGUAUGCUGCUACAAGACCGAAGGAUACGAUUGAUCGUCCGACUGAUUCACUUGACUCCACCACAAUCAAUCGGUCAACGUAUCAAGGAGGUACUGGAGAGAGGUAUGCUGCUGCAAGACCAAAAGAUGGGAUUGAUCGUCCGACUGAUUCACUUGACUCCACCACAAUCAAUCGGUCAACGUAUCAAGGAGGUACUGGAGAGAGGUAUGCUGCUACAAGACCAAAAGAUGGGAUUGAUCGUCCGACUGAUUCACUUGACUCCACCACCAUCAAUCGGUCAACGUAUCAAGGAGGUACUGGAGAGAGGUAUGCUGCUGCAAGACCAAAAGAUGGGAUUGAUCGUCCGACUGAUUCACUUGACUCCACCACAAUCAAUCGGUCAACGUAUCAAGGAGGUACUGGAGAGAGGUAUGCUGCUACAAGACCAAAAGAUGGGAUUGAUCGUCCGACUGAUUCACUUGACUCCACCACAAUCAAUCGGUCAACGUAUCAAGGAGGUACUGGAGAGAGGUAUGCUGCUGCAAGACCAAAAGAUGGGAUUGAUCGUCCGACUGAUUCACUUGACUCCACCACAAUCAAUCGGUCAACGUAUCAAGGAGGUACUGGAGAGAGGUAUGCUGCUACAAGACCAAAAGAUGGGAUUGAUCGUCCGACUGAUUCACUUGACUCCACCACAAUCAAUCGGUCAACGUAUCAAGGAGGUACUGGAGAGAGGUAUGCUGCUACAAGACCAAAAGAUGGGAUUGAUCGUCCGACUGAUUCACUUGACUCCACCACAAUCAAUCGGUCAACGUAUCAAGGAGGUGUUGGAGAGCGGUCAAACGUGGUGAAACAUGACAGUACAAUUGACUUCGGCUCCGGGAAAGUAACAGAUCAAUCCGUAUCAAGAUUGACCUACACCCAAUUUCCCAUUGAACGAAUGUCUUUGUCUGUCCCUGUCGAGAAAUGGAUAUCAGCUGGAUUGUCGUUCCCAACAGAGUAUCUCACUGAACAACGAAGUUCCUUCCGUCCGAAACCUGCAAACUCUGAAUCUCCAGCCGUAAGAAUUGUCAGUUCUAAGAAAAGAACGCCUAACCAUAUGUUUUUGUAUUAA
Molecule: messenger RNA, 8499 nt
Organism: Caenorhabditis remanei
Lineage: Eukaryota; Metazoa; Nematoda; Chromadorea; Rhabditida; Rhabditidae
Exons: 4
Coding region: 1-8499 (2832 amino acids)
Biological process (GO): microtubule anchoring
Cellular component (GO): axonemal microtubule; ciliary basal body; sperm flagellum
Molecular function (GO): microtubule binding
Source: RefSeq, a predicted model, not a curated record